This is a messenger RNA of Boleophthalmus pectinirostris (great blue-spotted mudskipper), 2208 nucleotides long. It is a transcript of the gene oma1, whose product is annotated as OMA1 zinc metallopeptidase. Gene Ontology annotation, biological process: mitochondrial protein processing; protein quality control for misfolded or incompletely synthesized proteins. Gene Ontology annotation, molecular function: metalloendopeptidase activity. The transcript is spliced from 8 exons. Lineage: Eukaryota; Metazoa; Chordata; Actinopteri; Gobiiformes; Gobiidae. The coding region runs from base 326 to 1855 and encodes 509 amino acids. Gene Ontology annotation, cellular component: mitochondrial inner membrane. The record is from RefSeq and is a predicted model, not a curated record.
GGACGUGUUUCUAGGGGGAUCAUUACAGAAGAGGGACAUAAAACUAUCCAAAGAAAUCCAAACACCAAACUACUAAUGUCGUACUUUGCUAUGAAUGACACAUGGAGGCUUCACGUUUCUCACAUGUUAUGAGAAAAUCCUGACACCGGAAAACGUGGUUUGCGCUAACGGGGUUUUUAAAGCGUGCUAAAGUCGCAAUGACAUUGACAGCUGCAGCGGGUAGAUGUACGGUCCUGGGCAUGUCACCGUCAAAGUAAUGCUAACUUAACCUUCAUGUAUUAUUUUUAUCCUUCUACCUACCUAAUGCUACUUGAAAAUACUGACAAUGGCUUUGCUUCUUGGCAAUUUUUUAAAGAAGAAUCGCAUAAUUUUGCCUACCUUCCUGAAGCAAAACUUUCAACUCUCCAAACCGCAUCAUGUACCGAACCAACAACACAGUUUUGUCGGCUGUCAUAGACUAACAAAUGCAACUGAACCUUUACUACUUUGGAGAAAUGGCAGCAGAUGUAUUUGUUUCAAUACUGUUCCACCCCGGGACACGACUGGGGCACAUACCCGGUGUGGACGCUUCCAUACCUCGGCUCCACGUCGAGCUCUUCCUGCCCCUCUGGUGUGGAUGGUGCUCAAGCCCCUGCAAAAGCUUAUGGCCAUCAUAGUGGGCAGGAGCAUAAGGAAAUGGUGGGUGGCACUACCAGACAACCGCAGACAUCUGCUGCGUGAGUGGAUGUGGCAGCGGCGGUGGAGACUGGCAGCUGGGGCUGGUCUCACUCUGGUGAUUAUAGCCAUACUGCUCCUGACGCACCUGGACGAGUCACCGCUGACAGGACGGACACGCCUCCUGGUGUUCAGCAAAGAGAACUACAUGGAGCUGGCAGCCCUUGUGUCAGAGGGGUACAUAGAGGAGUUUGCAAAGCUGAUGCUGCCGGAGUGUGACCCACGGCACCAGGUGGUGGAGCGGGUCAUUCAGCACCUUGUUCAAAAGAACAAGGACAUCCCUGAGGUCUCUGAGAUCGACUGGACUGUUCAUGUGGUGCAGGACCCCAAAGUUAAUGCUUUUGUCCUCUCUAACGGGAAGGUGUUUGUCUUCACAGGGAUGUUGGAUGCUGUCGCAGAUGUUCAUCAGCUCACCAUUGUUCUGGGACACGAGAUGGCCCAUGCUUUACUGGCACACUCAGCAGAACAAGCUAGUCUGUCACAUGUGGUGGACCUCUUGUCUCUGAUUCUGCUGACAGCCAUAUGGGCCAUUUGUCCCAGAGAUAGCCUCGCGCUGCUGGGGCACUGGGCACAGGGGAAGCUCACACAGUUGAUGUUCAGUCGUCCUUACAGUAGGAAACUAGAAGCAGAAGCUGAUGAAGUGGGGCUUCAGUUGGCUGCUAAGGCGUGUGCAGAUGUGCGGGCCGGUCCAGUGUUUUGGCAGCAGAUGGAGAUGAGGGAUCGGCUGAUGGGGGAGCCUGAGCUGCCCCAGUGGCUUUCCUCACACCCUUCUCACAAGAACAGAUACACUCACAUGGACCGUCUUGUACCCCAGGCUCUUGAGUUGAGGGCAAGCUGUGUGUGUCCUCCUCUACCUGAAGCAGACCCUCGGGCAGUAUUCGCCGUAAAUGUUCGUGUUUUGCUGGAAAAUGCCAAAAAACAGACCAAAGUCCAGUCUGAGGGGGAGCCAAUGCCCAGGCCCUGCACAGGUCCAGUCCCCUCUCUCCCCACUGCAGCCAUUACGGCCCUGACACCACAACCAAUGGCUCUGACUUCUGGUCAGGAAAACAGCGUGCCAAUUUUAGACAAUGCAAGAACAUCUUUAGUGGUCAAUCCUGAUGAGACGGACAGCGCUGAUCAAAAAGUGCAGUGCCCCAGAUGAGAGGUAGUGCAGCUAUCACUAUCUGAAUGUGUGAUUUAUUGUAAGUCUACUGAAACAAAAAGACCAGUGCUGCUUAAAUAGUAUGAACUUUUGUGUUUAUAGCAUUACUUUGGGAUUUUUAGUCACCAUUUCAGCUUUUUAUUUUGUGAGUAAAGCUUUGUGGGGAUAUGGAGCAUAAUUCAAUUCAAAAUUACUUACAUCAAAUGCACUUCUUCUGCCUGUGGCUUGGUGUAACUCAGUCGGACACGGCAACAACAGCUUGCGUCAUGGAUUUGAGUCAAAACUUGAAAAAACAACCUUCCCUUACAAUGCUAUUCUGCUCUAACAAAUAAAGCAAUAAAUAUUUAAAUAUA